This is a messenger RNA of Fraxinus pennsylvanica, 435 nucleotides long. Lineage: Eukaryota; Viridiplantae; Streptophyta; Magnoliopsida; Lamiales; Oleaceae. The record is from the annotation of a GenBank genome assembly.
AUGGCAGAGGAAUGUUUAAAGCAAGCAAAUGACUUGUGCGGGUUACUGCUACUAUAUUCUUCUCAGGGAGAUGCCGAUGGGAUAACUCAACUUGCAUCUCUUGCCAAAGAGCAUGGGAAGAACAAUGUUGCUUUCCUCUGUCUAUUUAUGUUGGGUAAAUUGGAGGACUGCCUUCAGCUGUUGGUUGAUAGCAAUCAGAUACCUGAAGCUGCAUUGAUGGCUCGCUCUUAUCUUCCUAGUCAAGUGUCAGAAAUCGUGGCUCAUUGGAGAAAGGACCUCAAUAAGAUCUGGGAUGAUGUUUCUGGGAAAAGCAUUACUACUUCCGCAUCGCAACUGGAAGAUCUUAUUGAUAGAGCUCUUGAGCUUGGAUCUGCUACUGCAUCUGCAAAAAAUUAUGGUCGGAAAUAUAUUGUAUACGGCAAGAACUUUAGAUAG